AUGCCAUACCGCAGUAUUCCAGGUGGACAACGAAGAUACUCAUACCUACUUCCAUAUUCACGACCCCGUGCGAACCAUCAGGCCCAAACAACCUCAACCUCAACUUCAACAGUGGUAAGAAAAUGGUCAGAUCCUGUUCUACUUCCGUAUCAUAUCAAACGAUCUUCAACUCAAGGUAACGGGUUGUAUUCUAACGCUCCUCUUAAAAGGAUCUCUGAUUUUGAAAGAAUCACCUUUCCUAGUAUUGACAUUAGAUAA
Messenger RNA from Kwoniella botswanensis, 258 nucleotides. RefSeq lists its product as uncharacterized. Lineage: Eukaryota; Fungi; Basidiomycota; Tremellomycetes; Tremellales; Cryptococcaceae. The transcript has a single exon. The coding region runs from base 1 to 258 and encodes 85 amino acids. The record is from RefSeq and is a predicted model, not a curated record.